AUUUCAUAAGGCCAAUAAAAUUUCAGCUAAGCUUAUUCAUCAAAACGAGCUUGAAGUGAGUGGUUGAGUCAGCGAUUAACUCGCAGAAUUGCGCUAUAAGAUGAGAAAUGUUUAAUUCAUACAUGCGUAAAAUAUCAGUAUAUAUUCAAAGAGCAUAAAAAUAUAUGAAUUUUUUUUGAAAUGUUACACUUUAAUUUGAUCGCCGCAGUUUGUCAGAAUUCUGGAAUAGGUUUGAAUGGAGACUUACCAUGGAGUUUAAAGUCGGAAUACGAAUAUUUUACGCAAACGACAAAACGACGAAGUGAUAUCAUAAAGCACAAUGUUGUUAUAAUGGGACGGCUUACUUAUUUAAGUAUACCCAAACACGAACGACCGCUUGCAGAACGCAUUAAUGUUGUUUUAAGUACAACUUUAUCGCCAAUUGAUCUACCGAAAGAUGUGCUUUUGUUUCCUAAUCUGGAGUCGGCAAUGAGGCGAUUGGAGCAAACUGAUUUAUGUGAACGUAUUGAAACGGUUUGGAUAGUUGGCGGUAGUGGCAUUUACAGAGAAGCUAUGUCUUCACCGCGGUGCCAUCGUCUCUAUAUAACAAUCAUUAAACAACAUUUUAACUGUGAUGUAUUUUUCCCUAAAAUACCAAACUGUUUUAAGGAAAUAGAACCGGAUCCGGAGACGCCAUUAGGUGUACAGGAGGAACAUGGUGUGCAAUAUGAAUACAAAAUUUUUCAGAAGUAAUCAAUACUGUUAUUUAAAAAUAUAUAUGAAUAAAGUUGAUAUUAAUUCAAAACUAAAAAAAUAA
Zeugodacus cucurbitae (melon fly) is the source of this 796-nucleotide messenger RNA. RefSeq names its product dihydrofolate reductase. Gene Ontology annotation, molecular function: NADP binding; dihydrofolate reductase activity. The transcript has 2 exons. Gene Ontology annotation, biological process: tetrahydrofolate biosynthetic process; glycine biosynthetic process; folic acid metabolic process. Gene Ontology annotation, cellular component: mitochondrion. The record is from RefSeq and is a predicted model, not a curated record. The coding region runs from base 181 to 732 and encodes 183 amino acids. NCBI's taxonomy places the organism in Eukaryota, Metazoa, Arthropoda, Insecta, Diptera, Tephritidae.